Messenger RNA from Xiphias gladius (swordfish), 1465 nucleotides. Its product is annotated as centromere protein Q. The record is from RefSeq and is a predicted model, not a curated record. Bases 426 to 1259 code for a protein of 277 amino acids. The transcript is spliced from 8 exons. NCBI's taxonomy places the organism in Eukaryota, Metazoa, Chordata, Actinopteri, Istiophoriformes, Xiphiidae.
UUAUGCGCUCAUACAUUUAAUAUCAUAUUAAAAUAUGCUGCCCGCCUACCUGGUGUUUAGUACUGAGUUUACCAUGAGAGGAAUAGCAACCUGACGAACGCAAAUCCGGGUGAAAAAAACCUAUGUUAAUUUCAGGGCAUGCGCGUUGUGCGCUAAACUGUUCGAAAACAACAGCGCGAAAAAGUGGCUCGGCAGCUGACGACUAGUGUUAACUACCUGUCUAGUUUGCGAUUUAAUGUGUAGAUGUGUGCGAUAUUUGUAUCUUAACGUUAUAUAACUAUUUUCUUCUUCUUUUUUUUUUUUUUACACGAAGAAAAGCCCCUGGUAAAUGUUGCUUUACUAGUAAUGGCCACGUUAGCUUAGCCUAACGGUACUUCGACGUUACGUUGCUUUACAUUUACAUUAUCAUUAACUAGCUAGCAGAUAUGAAACCCGUACGAGGUUCUAACCGGGCCGCAUCAAAAGCACCUAACUUGAACAAGAAGAAAACAGAUGAGACGACGAAACAACAAGCAACGGAGAAUCAAGGCCAGGAACUCGGUGACAAUAAAAGUGGGAAGAGCCGCCACUCAAAACCAGCACAGAAGAGAAAAGCUGAGGGCUCAUCUUCAGUCCCUAAGAAAGUCAAAGGACAGGAAAACUGGAAGCUGAUACCUAGGUCCUCAAUCACUGCUCUGGAGAACAUAAUGGACUUGUCAGUACUAGCUACUCUUGCUUUGAGGCGGACUGAGAAGAAAGAGAGCCAGGAACAUCUGAACAUAAUGAAAAACAGGUUCCUUGCUCAGUGUGCACAGCUCAGUGUUCCAGUGCAGAAACAAAAAUAUUUGGAGCGAUCAGCUCACUGGCACCAUGACGAGACGAGGAAGUCGGUAUCCGGCAAGAAGACUCUAGGCACACUGGAGGAAGACUUGAGGGCAGUGGUGCGUGCUCUGGAGAGUUCAGAGGAGCAGACAAUCUCUUUACAGCACACAUGUAGUACGCUCAGAGAUCAGGUGGAGGAAGAGGAAGAGAAAAUUAAAGAGAGCUUACAGAUAACUGAACAAACAGCUCUCAAUCUUCCCCUUCAUCCUGCACAAGAAGAUGAAACAACAUUAGAGACAUGGAUGAGAAAAAUUAUACCAGACAGUGACUCCGAGACCACUGCCCGGAAACUGGGAGAAAUUCUGCAGAAAUCAGAGGCCAUCCAGGAUGUCCAGUUGCUGCUUCUGCAUGCACACACAAACAUUGAUCAGCUGUUCAACCCUGGCAUUGCCCAAUAAGUGGUGGUGCACCUUGUUCAGAGGGAACCUAGCCAAACCUCUCCUUGUUUUUGAAAAAAGCUUUUUGGUGGAAAGAAAGUUCAGAUGUCCAACUUCUGUCCUCAGUUGUGCCUUAACACCAAAAUAAUAAACAUCAUUAGAGAAAUAAUGUACAUUCAAAUAAAGACUGAUGUAGACAGAAAAUAAAUGUAAAGUGCUACCUUUAA